Molecule: messenger RNA, 1915 nt
Organism: Homalodisca vitripennis (glassy-winged sharpshooter)
Lineage: Eukaryota; Metazoa; Arthropoda; Insecta; Hemiptera; Cicadellidae
Exons: 11
Coding region: 252-1631 (459 amino acids)
Source: RefSeq, a predicted model, not a curated record
GUAUAUGACCUAUCUGUGUGUUGACAGUGACGAGGAGCGCGACGACGGCACGGCCCGGCUGGCUGUGUGACCUCCCUUCACAUCGUCACUGGCGCGGGCAAGAGACUCCCUCCUGGGAAACAGUGCGUCACCACCUCAGAUGGUUCUUUCUCCUUCAUGCAUACGGAUUCGCAUGCUCAUUUUUUAUCUUAGCCUUUUAUGCCUUUUUCUCAAUACUUAAUAUUAGAUCACUCAUCACUAGCAGACCGUUUAUGUCCACGAUCAACGUGUUCCUCUGCCUCCUAGGAGCGUCCAGAGCUGGCUCCCUGUUCAUCGACCCGUACAACCUGAAGGAGACUAUGCCAGCAUAUUUUGGCUCUGUCAUGUGGGAUAUUGGGUUUCCCAGCAUCAUAUCUGCCUUCUCAUUGGUGCAGUUGGCAUUUCUACACCUUACUCAGUUGAAACUCGGACCAGAGAAGAUGCGCAACAAAUCCUGUCUGUCUCUCAUAAUCACGGCACACUUUACAUGCGUGGUUGGUUUCGACAUAAUCCUCGCGAUCUACCACAACUUCUAUUUGGUACGAUUGAUCUUGGAGACUUCCUUCUUGGUGUGGGGUGUGUUCCUAUGCUGCACCUUCCUGUAUGCCGGCUACCGCGUCAUGGCACUCCUGCGGAACAUGUCUGGCAUCCUGCUGCAGAGAGACCCGGGCACCACGCAGUACAAAGGAAUAAUGCAGUUGGCGAUGUUGGCGCCUUACAACAAUCUAGCAACAUCAGUGGCCGCUGCUCUGGUACCGACUCUGUUGGCGCCCAACCUUCACCACAGCAGAUCUGGCAACAUGCCGAAUCAAGAUGAAGCAACAUCUCGAAAUGCCAGACCUCCACUCUCACCUCGGUCACUCUCCAAGCCUUCAACAUCGAGCAUGGACGAUGCCGCCAAUCCUUCCACUUUUGCUUCAGAGCCAACCUACUCCCGGUUGGAGAGCGCUCCGUCCACGAGCCGCCAGAACAGUGUUUUGAAGAUGACAAAGAGUCAGUCAUCGGAGUCAGGAGCCGAAGGUGGUACCGAGGUCACCAAACUCAAGAAGAAUCUAAGUUGGCGUGCAGAAGAGGGAGUUGCAGCAGAUGUCCUCAGCAGAACGAAGAUAAGUUUUAAACGACGAAAGCCAAAGGAAGAAGACGAAAACCAGAUCACAGCAGAAACGACUCUACUUCCUCAACAAGAACCGGUGGAGAGUGGUGUACCAGACUUGACCCUACACACGAUAUUGAACCACAUAGCUUACGUGAACAGAGCGGCGGCUCACAGUGACAGUGGCCUCGCCCCCACACCAGCUCAUCCGACCCCGGCCUCACGCAAGAAGCAGGUGACCACAGUAUUGCGAGUCACUUACGCCACAGCCAUCCUUGGCCUCACGUUGUGCCUGGCCAACCUCUUCCAGCUGUUUGGCCCUUACGGUGUGGCAGUAUCGAGCGAUAUCAAACCUUGGCCGUGGUUCUGCUUCCAGACGCUGUGUCGUGCCGUAGAGCUGGCAAUGGGAUGUGCUAUGGCGAACAUCACGAAGCAACCAGUCACUCAUCGCCAUCAGUACUUGCAACACCAUUACAGCCAUUCCAUCCGUAUCAAACAGCGAGAGUCUCUUUUCAUGUAGACCCAUUGUUAGUUGUAGCGAUUCGGUACUGACUUACAAGUGCCUCGUUUGUUGCGCAGUUCUAAAACAUACAAUAUAAUAUAGUUUCUGGUGGAACUGGCGCAUUGGAGUACUUGUUGUCUUGCACUAAUCCAACCAACGGCCGUACUUUGUUGUUAUUCCAUUGUUCAAUCACUGAUAAAAUAAUAUUCAUAGAAUAAUAAACGUUUUAAAUGUGUUUUUGAAAUCAGCCCUUCUUAACAGGCUAUUACACUGUCAAUAAAUUUAUAUUUGAGUAAUAUUAA